AAAUGAAGGUGUGUAGCAGCAGAGUUAGAGACUGGCUCCGACCUCCUCUGGUCCACCCAGAGUUUCCCUCUGUGAAAAUCUGCCACCGGGAAUGACUGGCAUCCUGACCAGCUGACGUACUUCAGACAACCGGCGUGUGUUAUUUAUGAAGUCAGGGCUGCCGAGAGGGAGGGACCUUCAUGCGUUGUUGACUAAGAGCGAGCGAAUCACCAAAACAGAAGUUGUGAAGUAAGAAGGAGGGACGAAACGGUGAAACUUCUAGGAUUACAGAGCGAGAGUACCUGCUCGCCGAGAAUAGUGGACUUGUGUUGUGCCCUCCCUGCCGCGGGCCCCGGGACUGGCAGAGGACGGGGCACACGGGACUUGGGGGUACAGGGCAAGAUUAUGGGACAAGGAGCAAGUACUCAGACUUUAAACCCAAAUCUUACCUACAUAACCGAUGAUGAAGUCGAUCAUAGUAUGCCAGAGAGUGAUGAAGCACAUCCAGCAGCAGGAACCCCUUCGGCAAAGGGCAAGGGCAAGUUCUCCAACUUUGGCAAGAUCUUCAAACCUUGGAAGUGGAGAAAGAAGAAAAGCAGUGACAAGUUCAAGGAAACAUCAGAAGUGCUGGAGAGGAAGAUUUCGAUGAGGAAACCUAGGGAGGAGCUGAUAGAGCGAGGGUUACUUAAGGACAUCCCAGAGAAUGAGAGUAAUGACGUGAAUCAUAAAGCUCCACCAGUAAAGAAUGGCCACACUGCUCCGCUACCUGGAGAACGCAGGUCAAACACAGGAUUGGAAGUUAAGGCACCAUCUUCACGAACACACGGAGAAGAACAGAGGAACAGCCUCGCACCGGAACCGGAGCGGCGGAACCGAGCACCUUCAGACGUCAGUCGCAACCGUCAGCCGCUGGACGUGGACGCUCGGACGCGGUUACCACCUGAAGCCGAACGACGCAGCCGACUAGAGUCGGACAUGGAAAGACAUGCGGGAUCGUUACCGAGAGAGAGACCAGGACAAGAGGAGGGACGAUAUCGGCGGGACGACCGAGACGAGAAACGAAGGGAUAGAAAAGAUGACAAGGACAUUAAGCCUGAACGUAGAGAUGAUCGAGACAGACGAGAUAGGAAGCCGGAUAGAGAGGACUCGCACGGAAGAGGUGAGCGAGAUGAACGCGAGAAAGAGAGGAGGAAUGACAGAGAAAAAGACUGGAGGGAAAGCAGGGACAAGAAACCACCACGAGACAGGAAAGAAGAUCAUGAAAGGCGAGAUGAGCCCGAGAGAGAACGUAAGGAGCUGACUGAAAGGAGGGAAGACAGGGAAAGAAGAGAGGAACGGGAUAGACAUGAGGAAAAAGAUCGAAAAGAUGACCGAGAAAGGAGAGAUGUCAGGAGACCAGAACCUAUGAAACAGGUGUCUGAUGGGAUACUAGUCAGGCCUCAGUCGGAACAGGACUUGCGGCACAUUCUUCAGAAGAGCUCGUCUGACAUUGGACCCAAGUUGCGUCCGGUUUCGGAGGCCAUCCAGAGCAGCACGCUGCCACGAUACACACCUGCAGAGGAGGAAUCAAGGGCACGAACAGGAUCACUGGGUGUGCGAUUUCUCCCUGAGCCCAAACCUGCAACUACCUUCACUAAAGAGUCACAGCCACCCAAUAAACAGGCCAUUCUCCCUCCCAAAUGGCUGAUGGCUGCUUCCUCCUCCUCCGAGCUUGCUCCAGUCCCCUCCUCACCCCCUUCCUCUUCCUCAUCAUCAUCAUCGUCAUCUUUAUCAGCAUCGUCGUCCGCUGCUCCUCCCAUUGCUAAACCUCCUCCUCGGACUGUGUCUUUAAAUGUAGACGACUCCUCCCGCACUAAUCCCAUUCCCCCUGUGACAGCGGGAGACUGGGAAGCCCCGCCCACUGUUCCCACCCACUCCACCCCGCCCUCCGUUCCCGCCCACUCCACCCCUGCAGUCCCUAAUGCUGCUCCUAAACAGCCACCAGUGCCCCCACCCAAACCUGUCCAUCACAACAGCAACACUGCACUGCAAGUGUCGACGUUACACAGAUAUUACAAAGCUCCGCCUCCUCAGUAUUGGACAAGCUGGAGACAGCAGGGCAAGUCUGGAGUCUAUCUGUCCCUGCCCACCUACCUCAGCCAAAGGGGCGCUCGGCUCCACCCAGUGGAUCCGUCUCAAGUCCCAGUCAAGCGAUCUCCUCCCAUUCCCCCAAAGAGGAUUACUCCUGUGACCAAACGCCACUCGGACGACUCGUCCGCCAAUCAGCCUGAGGCUCCACCCCCAGGCCCUUCCUCCACCCCAGUUCCAGCCCCUCCUCCUGCCCAAUCAGAUGUCAGCAGAAACUCAAACUCUGAAGCAGUCUCUCCUCCGCCAAGCCAUAUUCCACCAUCCCCUCCUCGCUCCCACCCGCCUCCUGAAGUGGACCCGCCCAGCCCCACCACAGACCCGCCCUCCCAGCUGCCCUUACCUCUGCACAUACGCAUCCAGAGAGCCUUGAACAGCCCAGGCCCGGUCCAGCCCAACCCGGAAGGAUCCCAGCGAGCUCACUCACUUCUCUUUGAAUCACCGCCAGAGUUUCUCGCUGAGGCUCCAGGAGGGGGACGAUUCUCGCUUCCUGUCACUAUCGAACCUCUGCGACUGCCUGAGGAUGAUGAUUUUGACAUUGAAGAAGAGCUGCAGAAGCUGCGUCCAGUCCCUCGGCCCACACGACAGCCGGAGCUGGAGCCACGCAGCCGACGCGGUCUGGUGGGAGACCCUCGGGUCACUGUCAUUCCCGAGGACGCAGGGCCUGGAAACAGUGACGACGAGGACGAGAGCGAUUCUGACGGACCCAUUAAUUACAGAGAUGAUGAUGAGGAAGAUGAUGAGGAGGAGGAUGUUCCCACAAGUGGUCUUGCGAGCCGUGUGAAGCGAAAGGAUACUCUGGCGCUAAAGCUGGAGCGUCAGCAGGAGAAAGAACAGUCCGAGGACCCGGAGAACAUCGCCUGGAACAACAAAGAGCAGUGGGAAGCCGUCCGCAACAAGAUCAGCUCCACCCUCACCAGGAGGUUGAGUCAGAGACCCUCCGCACAAGAACUCGAGCAGAGAAAUAUCCUACUAGCCAAGAACGAAGCGGACCGACGGGCAGAAAGGAGCGAAAUCAAGCGCAGGCUGACCAGAAAGUUGUCACAGAGGCCCACGGUCGCUGAGCUCCAGGCCAGAAAGAUCCUGCGCUUUCAUGAGUAUGUGGAGUGCACUCAUGCUCAAGACUAUGACCGGCGUGCGGACAAACCCUGGACCAAACUUACACCUGCUGACAAGGCGGCCAUUAGAAAAGAGUUGAACGAGUUUAAGAGCUCAGAAAUGGAAGUUCAUCAGGAAAGCAGGAUAUACACCAGGUUUCAUCGGCCAUAAUCUGCAUCGCUCGAGAGGAAACCCUAGACAGAUAAAAGCCUCCAUCUUUCCCAUGAUCCUCCAGCGAAUACCGAUGAGUGCUCAGGCCAGCUGCUCAGUUCUCGAGAGUGAUAAGGAGGAGGAAGUGAUGUGGGUGUGAUGUGCAGGACGCUGGUACACUUUUGGACCGCAGGUUUGAAGUGCCAGCUCUCUGUAGAGUUCCCAUGAUUCCCAUGGCCGGAUCACUUUGUUGGAGUGUUUCAGGGAAGAGAGGACACAGAACUGUGUGAAUUGGGGGUGUUUUAAUAUUCUUUAUGGUACACACAUUUCUGUGAUCAAGAAUAGGCGUGUGUACUCAAACAAUAAUAGGCUACUUUUAUGGAAAUUAUGACACUGGUGAUAAACAUUUUUAGUGGCGAGUGAUUGUGAGAGACUGUGUGUGUGUGUAUGUGUGUUUAUAAAUGCUGUCCACUCAUGCCUUAACACUGGUACACAAUGACUUUUUUAGGCUGACCUUAGAGUAAUACAGAAGAAAGUCUGCGUAUAACACUGUUUCUCACCCUGAACACACAUCAGUGUGUGUGUGUGUGUGUGUGUGUGUUGAUCUGAAAGCUCAUCUUUGACAUUCUCAGGACGUCAGCACACGGGGUCACUUUCAAUGUGCAUUUUACUGUAAAUUACCAUCAUUUUGUGCUUUUUCACACAGAUUAAACCACCCUCUUUAAUAUUAUUUUAACAACACAGCACUUCACUUUAGAUAUUUCAUGUUUAAUCAAACAAAAACUUGCAAUAUUUUACCCCAGAAUCAUAAGAAAAAUACAUUUUUGACAUGAGGAAAAUUAAGCCUCGAAACCAUUAAGGUUUUUAGCAUUGUGAUGUGAUUUUUGUGACAUUUAAGUACGUUUUCCCCCAAAUGUUCUCAUUGUAAUGUGUUGUAACUUUCUUUCUACUUUUUUUUCUCAAUGGUAAAUCUUGUUACUAUAAUAUAUAUUUUGUAUUACAAUGCAAUACUGUAAUUUAAUUUUUUUUUCAUAUUAGCAUGCAUUUAAAACUUUUUUAUCACACUACCAUAAUGGAAACUACAUUUGUUUUCAUAUUACUGAUUUAUUUUUUAUUUUUAUUUUUUUUUCACAAUGCCAAAAAUUUUAAUGUUCUUAAGCUUCAUUUUCUUUAGGAAAAACAUUAUUUCUUUUCUCUUUUUUUAUUGUAUUGUAUUGGGGUGAAAUAUGACAAGUUUCACAAGAUUCAGCUGUAAAUGAUGAUAUAGUUCAUGAACAAUUUAAAACAGAAUGGUUGAUGUUACAUCAUGGAGUCUUUGUGAAAAAUCUUUGACUGGUACGUAAAACUGAAUUAUUUCCCAUGUCCCUGCUGGUUUUGUGGUACACUUGUUUUGUAGGCCACCAAGAGGGCCUGUGCACUGUAUAGAGACAUGCUGUAGAUUGAUUAAAUUGUGUAUCUCGUCUUCCUGACAUCAAACAUUUGUUUUAAUUGUAAUUAUAGUAUUACACUAUCCUGUUUUUAUAAGGUGCAAACAGUAUGGCUACAGGUUAAGUGAUAUAAUAAUCUGAUACAGAACAGCUGUAUUGUUAUUUUUUUAAAUGUAAAGGUAUUUUAAAAAGGUCUUUCAUGUAAUACAUGUACAUUCACUUCACCAUUAAUUAAAAACCCAAACUGUGAGUA
This is a messenger RNA of Pimephales promelas (fathead minnow), 5031 nucleotides long. RefSeq names its product phosphatase and actin regulator 4a (gene phactr4a). Gene Ontology annotation, biological process: actin cytoskeleton organization; neural crest cell migration. Lineage: Eukaryota; Metazoa; Chordata; Actinopteri; Cypriniformes; Leuciscidae. Gene Ontology annotation, molecular function: actin binding. The record is from RefSeq and is a predicted model, not a curated record.